This is a messenger RNA of Seriola aureovittata, 2157 nucleotides long. RefSeq names its product equilibrative nucleoside transporter 1-like. Gene Ontology annotation, molecular function: nucleoside transmembrane transporter activity. The transcript has 13 exons. Gene Ontology annotation, cellular component: plasma membrane. The record is from RefSeq and is a predicted model, not a curated record. Gene Ontology annotation, biological process: nucleoside transmembrane transport; uridine transmembrane transport. NCBI's taxonomy places the organism in Eukaryota, Metazoa, Chordata, Actinopteri, Carangiformes, Carangidae. The coding region runs from base 289 to 1596 and encodes 435 amino acids.
UAACAAAUGUGACAGACAGAGGAAGAAAGAUUGCACAACAAGCGGGAGACAAAACCUGCCCAAAGACAAAGGUUUACAUGAAUAACUGACAUAAGAUUCAACAAAUGGACUCUUGAGACACUAAAACAAAUAACUGAGGAUUUAGUAGACCAGAAGGAAGACAUAGCAUUUCAGGAGGAAAACAUCUGGAAGCUGAGCUUGCUACCAUCCUACAGAAACACUGAAGGUCUUCAGUCCAUCAGCUCUUCAGUCCUUCGGUCCAUCAGCUCUUCAGGUUUUCAGAGGAAAAUGGCUGUUAGCUCACCGAAAGACAAGUAUUUAUGUGUGUGGCUGAUCUUCUUCCUGCUCGGUUUGGGGACACUGCUGCCGUGGAACUUCUUCAUGAAUGCUACCAUGUACUUCACCAGCCGUUUGAAGGACUCAUCUUCGGUCAAUUCUUCAGCCAAUCAGACGGAGGCAGAAGGUGAACAUCGCAGUGUUUUGGAGGCUAAAUUUAACAAUGUGAUGACACUGUGCGCCAUGCUGCCGCUGCUGCUCUGCACCUGCCUGAACUCCUUCCUGCACACUCUUAUUUCUCAGCAUCUGCGUGUAAUGGGAAGUCUGCUCAUCAUUAUGUUCAUCUUCACCAUCACUGCCGUCCUUGUCAAAGUUCCUCUGGAGCCGCUGCCAUUCUUCUCUAUUACCAUGGUGAAGAUUGUCAUCAUCAACUCCUUUGGGGCGGUGCUGCAAGGUAGUCUGUUUGGGAUGGCCGGUUUGCUGCCGACUUCUUAUACGACUCCCAUCAUGAGUGGUCAGGGACUUGCCGGAACCUUCGCUGCCUUUGCCAUGAUCUGCGCCAUCGCAAGCGGAUCUGAACUUCAUGAUGCAGCGUUCAGUUAUUUCAUCACGGCUUGUGUUGUCAUUUUUCUGUCCCUCCUUUCCUACGUCCUCCUUCCCAAACUGGAGUUUUUCCAGUUUUAUCAGGACAAAAACCGGAAGCAGAGACCAGACAAGGAGAACUCAGUGAAUCUGAUGAACACAGAGAGUAAAGAGGAAGUUCCCGGACAGACCACACAACAGAAUGUGUCCAUGGUGAAAAUAUUUAAGAAGAUCUGGCUGUUAGCUCUCUCUGUCUGUUUCACCUUCACCGUCACCAUCGGCACAUUUCCCGCCAUCACUGUUGACAUCAAAUCCACCCUCAAUGACAGAGGUUCCUGGGACCUGUACUUCAUCCCAGUCAGCUGUUUCCUGCUCUUUAACUUGUGUGACUGGGCCGGGCGAAGCUUAACAGCCAUCUGUAUGUGGCCUCAGAAGGACAGUGUGUUACUUCCUGUGUCCAUCGUGUGUCGCCUGGUCUUCAUCCCUCUCUUCAUGCUGUGUAAUGUCCAACCUCGUCUCCACCUGCCUGUCUUCUUCCACCAUGAUAGUUUCUUCAUAGUCUUCAUGAUCAUCUUCGCCUUCAGUAACGGAUACCUGGCCAGCCUCUGCAUGUGUUACGGACCAAAGAACGUUUCUCCUUAUGAAGCAGAAACAGCUGGAGCCAUCAUGGCUUUCUUUCUGUCUCUGGGUUUGGCUUUAGGAGCUGCUCUAUCCUUUCUCUUGAGAGCACUGGUUUGACUGGGAAAACUCCUGGUUGUUACUGGUCUAAAGCUUUGAUUAAGACUUUUCUGUUCAGGAUUGAUUUUGUCAUUACAGCUGACUGUCAAACCUUCAGAAGAAUUGUUUUAUAAGCAGUUUGUGGUUGAAGAUGAAGCUGAAACUGAUGAAGUUGAGCAGUUCAACAGACCAUCAGGUUAUUUUUGAUUUAGUCCUGAUGGUGGCGUUCAUCCUCAGGAACAUAAAUAUUCAUAUUUAUCUGUUAAAGACACACACCAUGAGACCUCUGAUAUUUACACAUAUCAAUGUUUAUUAGUGUCGCCGUUAUAUUCAUGUCUGAGAAUGAUGUUUCACAACAACAUCAGAAGCAGAUCCUUCAGCUGAUGCUUUUAAUUUGACAGACAUCCCAGGACGCUGCUCUUAUUUUUGAAAGUGCUGUCAGAGGGGUUUUAAAUGUCAGACAUAAAAAUAAACACAGCUGAGAUCAGUGUUAAAUUUAAGGUGGACUGACAUGUUUCUGUCUGGGCUUUUAUUUUGUCUGUUGAACGUUGUCAUGCCUGAAAUAAAACUGACUUCAGUGGA